AUGUCGGAUGAAACUCCGCCUGAAGAACGAAUCUUGGUAACAGAAGCAUGGACACAUUCAGAUUUUUUGUGUAAAAAUUAUAUUCUGAGUUGCCUGCGGGAUGAUAUGUACAAUGUGUACAGUAAUGUCAAAACCUCAAAAGAACUCUGGGAUGCUUUAGAAAAGAAGUAUAAAACAGAGGAUGUCGGAAUUAAGAAGUUCAUUGUGGCAAAGUUUCUGGACUAUAAGAUGAUAGACAGAUUGGUUGUGAAUGAUGUUUUUCAAGUGGCUGCCACUAUUGAGAAGUUACAUCUAUUGUGGAAGGACUUCAAAAACUACUUGAAACAUAAACGCAAGGAGAUGACUAUUGAAGAUCUCAUGGUAAGACUAAGAAUCGAAGAGGAUAACAAGGCCGCAGAAAAGAGGUCACGUGGUAACUCAGCAAUAUAUGGAGGUCCCAAGAAGGACAAGAAGAAAGAUCAAGCAAAUUUGGCUAAAUCCAAAGAAGAGAUGGACGAUCUUUGUGCAAUGCUUUCAGAAUGCAACUUAGUUGGAAAUCCAAGAGAAUGGUGGAUAGAUUCUGGUGCCUCAUGCCAUGUUUGUUCCAACAAAAAAUUAUUUUCAUCAUAUACUCCAGCACCUACAGACGAGAAGUUGUUUAUAGUAAACUCCGUUGUUGCAAAAGUGGAAGGAACUGGCAAAGUCCUUUUAAAGAUGACAUUGGGCAAGGUGGUGACUUUAAACAGGGUCUCGUAUGUUUUGAAAUUGCGAAAGAACUUAGUUUCUAUACCAGUUCUGACUAAGAACAGAUUCAAAUGUGUAUUUGUUUCUGAUAAAGUUGUAGUGAGUAAGAAUGAAAUCGGUGCUUCAGUUGUUUUCCGAUGGGGUUUGGUCGGAGUUUUGUUGGUUAGUUGUUUGGAGGUCGAAGAACUGGAGCUUGGAACUGGCCGGAAAUGGAGAAGAAAGGUCUUGUUGUCGUCACCAGAAAGUGGUCGUUUGGAGGUUGUUUUGGUGGUGUUUCGCCGGAAAACGGAGAAAAUGAAUGGGAUUGCCGGAGCUUGA
Molecule: messenger RNA, 1041 nt
Organism: Solanum stenotomum
Lineage: Eukaryota; Viridiplantae; Streptophyta; Magnoliopsida; Solanales; Solanaceae
Exons: 6
Coding region: 1-1041 (346 amino acids)
Source: RefSeq, a predicted model, not a curated record